CUCCCGGCAUGCCUUGCGCGCCUUCCGCGACGAGACCGAGACGCCAGGCGAGAUGGCGCCCGUGGAGCACGUGGUGGCCGACGCUGGCGCGUUCCUGCGCGGAGCCCCGCUGCAGGAGAUCGGCAGGCAGAUCUACACGACCCGCGAGGUGGUGGCCGAGAUCCGCGACAAGGAGACGCGGCGGCGCCUGGCCGUGCUGCCCUACCGGCUCCGCUUCAAGCAGCCCGGCACGGAGUACGUUCGGCUCGUGACCGAGUUCUCCAAGCAGACCGGCGACUACCCGAGCCUGUCGGCUGCCGACCUCCAGGUGCUGGCCCUCACCUACCAGCUGCACGUCGAGCACGUCGGGGCGGCUCACCUGAGGACGGAGCCACUGCGGCAGGUCACGCUCAGCACAACCAACCAGCACCCUGAAGCACCUGUUCACCUGGCCGGCUUCUAUCUCCCUUCCAAGACCAAGCCUCCAAAGAGGGAAGAGAGCCCGUCGCUGGGAGCAAGUCAAGGACAUCUCUCCCCAGCUGGGGCUGACGAAGAGGCGGCUGCAUUUGGCUCUUUCAUGUUCUGGAGGCCUCCCUUGCCCAACAUUGAGGAAGACCUGCAGGAACUGCUGAAAGCAGCUGGCAGCUCCGUGGAGCCAGGGGAGCCCCAAGAGCAGGAGAGCGCUGAAGAGGACGAGGAGGGCUGGAUCACACCCAGCAACAUCAGGGCGGACGCAGGGCAAGGGGCUGAGCUUCCAGAUGUGCAGGUUGCCUGCCUGACCACAGACUUUGCCAUGCAGAACGUCCUGCUGCAGAUGGGCUUACAGGUCCUGGCCGUGAACGGCCUGCUGAUCCAGCAUGCCCGGAGCCACAUCCUGCGCUGCCACGGCUGCUUCAGGACGACAUCGGACAUGACUCGCCUUUUCUGUCCCCACUGCGGGAACAAGACCCUGAAGAAGGUGGCGGUGACCACAGACAGCGGGGGGAACCUCCACAUGCACUUCUCUCGCAACCCAAAGGUGCUGAACCCUCGCGGACUCCGGCACUCGCUGCCUGCUCCCCAAGGGGGCAAACACGCCCACAACCCCCACCUGGUGGAUGACCAGCGCUUCCCCCAGCAGCGGCUCUCCCGCAAGGCCAAGCAGAAGACAAACGUCUUUGACCCGGAUUACCUGGCCGGCAUGUCUCCGUUUGCAGAGAACGACAUCUACAGUCGGGCAGCCAAUCUGCAGAUUCGGGAUGGGGCCCUGGGGGCAGGCAGGAGGCGCAUGAAUCCCAACACCUCCACAAAAAAGUGUAUGAAAAAGAGGUGAAGGGGGGCCGUCCUGCCCCAACCAGGGCUGCAAGAAGGUGAGAUGUGAAGCCCGGCCUCCCCCCAGGACAACGGACUGGCUGUGUUUCCUGGGCACCUGCAGGCUACUGGCAGUGGGGGUGAGAGCCACGUCUCUGGAGAAGACCUUAGAGGGGUGGGGGCUGGGCAGGAAGUUUGGAAAGCCCUGCUUUGGUCUCAGCAUAC
Sphaerodactylus townsendi is the source of this 1494-nucleotide messenger RNA. It is a transcript of the gene NOB1, whose product is annotated as NIN1 (RPN12) binding protein 1 homolog. The transcript has 9 exons. The record is from RefSeq and is a predicted model, not a curated record. The coding region runs from base 53 to 1291 and encodes 412 amino acids. Gene Ontology annotation, biological process: ribosomal small subunit biogenesis; maturation of SSU-rRNA. Gene Ontology annotation, molecular function: RNA endonuclease activity. Lineage: Eukaryota; Metazoa; Chordata; Lepidosauria; Squamata; Sphaerodactylidae. Gene Ontology annotation, cellular component: preribosome, small subunit precursor.